AUGGACGCCAUUCCUCCUCCAGUUCCUGCAAAGGCUUUUCCGCCUACCACACGUCCCCGAAAGCGUCGCUCCAUUUCCAGCACGCGGUCAGUUCCGAGAAAUCAUCAGCGUCGACCGAGCACUGCCGGGUCUGUGGCAAAUUCAUUUGUUGACCCUUCAACGCAACAACAGCAGCAACCGUUUGAUGCGCGAUACCAUCGUUUUCGAUCCCCGUUACAUCGACUUGGACAUGCACCGUUACUGAGAGUCUUUGUACCUUCGCCUGAAGGGAAUUGGUUAUCAGAUAACAAUGUCAUACGAUGCGAGGAGGAACUUCGUAAGGCCGGGAUCGUUCAUUUGCUCAAGACCGGUGAUGUUGUAUGGGAUGUAGCCGUCGGUGAAGAGGGAAAUGUCGGACGCUUGAUUUGGGAUGGGGCGUACUUAAUUGAUCUUGAUUAUUCCUACUCUUUGACCGGGGAGUUGCCGCCAUACGUCGACUCACUCUGUUUCCCUCCCUCGUAUUGGCAUAAGGUUCUUCGGAUUGCAGGCAACCCGAUCUGCUAUCUCGACAUUCGACCUUAUUCGCAGGAGAUAGCAAUGAAUAUCGCUUUGAUUCAAAGCCGUGUCCAAACAGAGACACCACAAGGUCAUUUACAUAAUGUCGUUCGCUGGAUUCACCGCUCGAGCUUCCAAAUCCGCAGCGAAACACCACUUCUACCUAUCCAACCAAAUAGCACGUACCAUGGUCGUACGCCUACGAUCGAUGCGGCUUGGGAAGGUACCGUCUUCAUUGAAGCUGAAGGUACUAAUGAAGGUCUCGAGGAUCUCCAGGCGCGGUGUGGCAACACCGCACAACUCGUAGCGCCCAAACCUGGUGUGGUGGUUAAGAAGCUGCCCAGCGCAAAAGGCAAGACCAUAUUCCGCAUGGUGCGCGGCAGCAGUCGCCCAGGGGAACUUUGGCUCCGCUGCGUGAGCGAGAAGGAGCGUGUGUUGUAA
Molecule: messenger RNA, 975 nt
Organism: Cantharellus anzutake
Lineage: Eukaryota; Fungi; Basidiomycota; Agaricomycetes; Cantharellales; Hydnaceae
Exons: 4
Coding region: 1-975 (324 amino acids)
Source: RefSeq, a predicted model, not a curated record